UAACCUGAAGUCAGAAGGAGGCGCAGUGUGAAUGCUGGAGAAACAGGAUGCAGGUGGAGACUGACGAUGAUGAUGGUGAUGUGGAGAAGAGGAUGGAGGAGGAGGUGGAGGACCACACAAGAUCCGAUUUCCUUUUGUGCAUGCAAAAAAUCUGUAACCCACGGCUGACUCUCGUUGUUGGAGGUCGCGGGAUUGUGAUAACGUCGUAUUGGUUCAGCUCGGAGUAAAGAAAACCGCAUAGUGUCGCUGUGGGAUUCGGGUUUGAGCGCAGAGAUGCGGUGCUCCUAAGCGCUUAUUAUGCAGGCUGUACGAGAGAGUGCAUGCACAGCGCUGCAGAACGCUUCGUCAAAAAAUCUGCGAGCUAAAAGCUCACAAUGGUGGAUCCGCUGGAACCCGAGGACCAGAAUAGGAUCAAAUGUCCAUAUUUUGAGACCCCAGCUGCAGCAUCUGAAGCCCCUUGUCUACCUGAACAGGAUGAGGAUGGGGAAAAGGCAAAGACUACUCUUGACUCUCCAGAACAAGAACCCAGAGUGGAACUUGAACAGAGCCCUCAAGGUAGCCAGUUACAGAACAGUGAAUCUGAACCUCCUAAGCUACAUCUAGACCUUUAUAACUUCGAUUCUCCAGUUGCAGAAGGCAGCCGUUAUGUGCUGACCAGUCCUCGUUCACUCGAGGCAUGCGCACGAUGCGGAGUCAAACCAGUGGAACUUCUGUCUCGACCGCUGUCUGAUUUUGCACGUGAGGCACCCGGCCAUAGCAUGCGUGUAGCCACAGGGAUGUUUGAAGUGUAUGAGAAGGACAGGCAUGCCAAACUCAGACACUGCAGAGAUGAACGAGAAAGAAUAAUUCAAGAGGAGAAAAAAAAGGCCGUUCAGGUAGCACUGAACAACGGCAGCAGAUCACAGGAUUUAGAGAAGCCUCAAGAUACAAACAGCACUGAAAAAAAUAAGCAGAGCAUUCAUGGUGCUGUUACCUCUGGUCUCAUCACCAAAAAGUCACCUGCUAGCAGGGGUCCACCAAAACCACAUGCUACACCAGUGUUACAGUCAAUGUCAAAAGAUAUACCUCACUGCUCUGAACAAUUAACAAAAACAUCUCCUUCAUCUACUAAAAUGAUUUCAGCUCAGUCCUUAAUAUCAAGUCCAUUGAGCACUGGGCAUUCUGUUAAAGUGGCUUCUGUAAAACAGUCUAAAUUACUUGCCGAGUCUGCUGGAAGGACUCAAGUAUCCGUAUCUCCAAAAUUUGUUACUUCAACACCAGGGGCAUCAGUGUCCAAAAAGUGUCCACCUAGUAUACUGUCAAAGUCUGCAAACACAUUCCCCAGGUCAACACCGAAGCCUUCAUCUUUCCCAAGGAUGUCAUCAUGUUUGGCGCCAGUUGUAUCAAAGUCAGCAGCACAGAGCCCAGCCAAUGGCAUCACUAGUCCAUUUACGCAGCACAAUGGACACUUUAUGUCUAUGUCAAAGUCCAGAGAGAGAAGCCAUUCUUUAGAAUCCUUACAAAGAAAAAGGGAAGUGGUUAGCUCUUCUAACACUUCGACCACUACCACAACAGCAACAACAACCACAUGUGCCUCUUCAGAGUCAGCAUCAUCCUCUUACAGCUGGGAAGGGGCAAGGGAUCACUGGGGUAAAACCUCUAGUCCUCGUGCUCGUACCUUAGCUACGUUUAACUCUCUGAUGGGCAGAAGCUUAAGCUUGGGAGAUCUGAGUCACUCUCGGCAGACUACACAGAAGGUAGAGCGCAUUGUAAAAGAAGUAAAGCGUCGAGGUCUGAAGGCUGUACCGGAACGUGACCGUAAGAUUGCAGCAUUAAUGCUAGCCAGGCACCAAGAAGAAGAUAUCAUGAGUCAAACACGCUAUGUAGCACAUUUGCAGUGGGACAGUGAACGGCGAUUAGAGGAACUGCGGCGUGAACGUGAAGAUCGAGAUAAACAGCGAGCAGUGCUUCAGUGCCAGAGAGCGUGGCAGUCACAGUUUUCCACCAGGCAACGGAGACUCAGCCAGCAGGAACGGGAUGCGGCAGCGGCCAAGUUACGCCGGGUGGCUGAAAGCGAGGAGCGCUGGAGGGAAUUAGCUGAGCAACAAGAGAGAAGCAGGUUGCUAAAGCUUCAGCAGGCUGCUCGUGAGGAAAAGCUGAAGAAGGCCAUGCAGGAGCAGACCCUAAAAAUGUUGGAAGAAGAGCGGGCUAAUUUGCAGGAGCAUGAGAAGGUGCUCAUCAAAGAGAAGCUAACUAUUGCAGAGUUAAAGAGGCAAGAGCGAGAGCACCAGAUGCUGGAGGAGCUUCGUGGCCUCAAUCGUGCCGAAAAGCGGCGACAUACAGCACUCAUCCAAGAGAUUGAGCGCCGUGAAGCAGACGAGCGAGAGGAAGCACGGCGGAUUGCGAUAGAAAAGCUGAGUCGCUCAUUAGAGAACUAUGAGCAGAUACAGGAACGACGUGGGCAAGAGAUUCGGGAGAAAGCAAAACGUGAAGAACAACAGAUCCAGAAAGCGAGGAAGGCUGCUGAGCAGCGCGAGCAGCAACAAAAAUAUCAGAAGGAGGCCCGGGCGAGGGAAGCCAUGAAGCGGGUUCAGCAGGCCGCUAUGGUAGCAGAGGAGAGGGCCCGAGAAAAAGCGCAGCGUGCUGCCCAGAGUAGACUGGAAAAAGAGCGGCUUCAGAGACUGAAUCGUCAGAAAGUGGAGGAGGAGGAGAAGCAGAGGCGCCUGGAGUUGCUUCAAUCAAUAGAGCGCAAGCUAGAGAAAAGCGAACAGAUAUUCCGUGAAAAACGUGCUGUGUUAGAAAGCGCCCGCUCAGUCGCACGUGCCUCUUUCCAUGUCCGGGACCGCGUGCGAGAAGAGACCAACAUGCGCACCUUUGACAAAAUGGUCUUGGAAGCACAGUUACAAGCUAGUUUGGAUGAAAAGUGAGAUGAUUACUCUCUACUCUCUAUUUACCUGCUAUUGGAAAUGAGCUGCUUGAGCCUCCAUGGCAGCCUCUUCACAGAACUGGACCCACAGCUUUGCUCAUUUCAAAAUCAAUAAAAGUUUCUUUUCCAACUCUUCAGUUAAUUAACAUGAGCGAAAUCCAUUCGUCUUAGUUUUGUCACCGGUGGUUGUGUGUGGAUGAGUCGCUUGCAGUGGUAUGCCUGUUUGUAACAUGGCAAAUAGCCAAACUUAUCUGAACACUGUUCAUAAAGAGUCUGUUGUUUACUAGAUACUACAAAUCAUCAUUUCAUCACUGAUGACUUAUUUUGUUAGACCCGAACAAAAGAGAGUGCAGAGUGACAGAACGGGGUGCAUGAUUUUGUUAAAAAUCCCAACCUGACACCUGCUGACAGUAAACGAGGACUUGCCUACUGUAUGUGUGAUAGACAACGCUGACCAAGCAGGGUGUACGUGAGGAUGUGGCAAAGAGCGAUCUCAGCAGAAUUCAGAUGCUGAUGAAGCUGUGAAGUGUUGGUUCAGCAUCAGGAUCCAUGAACCUGAGCUGACAUUCUGUAUUCUCUCACAGUCAGGUCUUAUGUUUAUGAAGGUCUGAAGAUAAUGAAGAUGAGAUGAGCUGCAGACUGUUCCCAAUAAAAGGCACAGAAGAACGCUGAUACCCGUUAUCUCAUAUUCCUCUCUGAAAGAACAGUGAUUAGUAUAAGUGUGGCUUUAUUAAGCAGCAAAAUAGCAUAUUUUCUGAUGUACAGCUAUAGUAUCAGGCACAGAGAAAAUUUGAAAUGGGAUAAAAACUGGGAAUACAUGAACAUCUCUAUCGCUUCAGUCAUUUACUGACAUAACAUUGCUAGGCUUCUGUUACAGUUUUUAAAAUAUGACAUGCUAAAAAAAAUAGAAAAAAAAGUCAAAUAUGAAAUAAAUCAUAAUUUGUUAUUUUGCAUUAUGCUUGCGCUGUUUCGAUUUCAAAUGGGCAGUACAGGGUAUUAAGUUCUGUAAAAUAGAUUAAAACACACAAGAUUGAUGAAUAUUGGCUGUGAUAUGAUCUUAAUGAUUGAAUCGUUUGGAGAAACGGUCGGUGCCAUUGACUAGUCCAGUAACUCAUUUGAUAGAAUAAUAAAGCUGAGAUGCUGUUCGUUACAGCACAGCAGCCUAUUGAUUGUGUGUGUAUGUGUGUGUGUGUCUGUGUGUGUGUCUGUGUGUGUAUGGAGUGCUGUACUUUUUGGUCUAACUCGAAAGACUCAAAAUAUAAACUCUCACUAGGAGAAGAAGCUGUUGGAUGUGCACAAGCAAAACUAAACAGACUGAUGUGUUUUAAAUAUAUGAUCUAACCUGCUUCAAACCGUAAUGUUUUUGUGAAUAAGAUGCUGUAUG
This is a messenger RNA of Tachysurus fulvidraco (yellow catfish), 4289 nucleotides long. It is a transcript of the gene ccdc177, whose product is annotated as coiled-coil domain containing 177. The record is from RefSeq and is a predicted model, not a curated record. The coding region runs from base 375 to 2906 and encodes 843 amino acids. NCBI's taxonomy places the organism in Eukaryota, Metazoa, Chordata, Actinopteri, Siluriformes, Bagridae. The transcript has 3 exons.